AUGAAUCUGAAUAAUGGAUUAUGGGGUGUAUACCAAGGCCCACAGCCUCCACCCAAAGCUCUACUGGAAAUGACACAAGAAGAACAAGCCGAAGCUGGUGCACAACAAUUUAUCAGUUUUAUGCAAUCGUGUCCAGGAAAAACUGCAAUGGCGGGUGUCAGUGGGUUUGCAUUGGGUGGUUUCUUUGGUCUUUUUAUGGCAUCGAUGGCCUAUGAUGUGCCUGUGGGAACAGACUCGGUGAAGCACAUUAGUGAAUUACCAUUUAAACAGCAAAUGAAACUACAAUUUGGUGAUAUGGCUAAGCGAUCGUACUCUUCUGCAAAGAAUUUCGGAUACAUUGGUUUGGUAUAUUCGGGAGUAGAAUGUGCAAUCGAGAGUUUUAGAGCUAAACACGAUCUUUAUAAUGGCGUUAGUGCCGGAUGCAUCACUGGGGCUGGGUUGGCCAUCAAAGCCGGACCUCAAGCGGCUUUUGUUGGUUGCGCAGGUUUUGCAGCUUUCAGUUUAGCUAUUGACACAUAUCUUAAUAGCGACUCUACAUAUCCUCCAAAGAAUGAUUACGAUACAUAA
Lodderomyces elongisporus is the source of this 567-nucleotide messenger RNA. RefSeq names its product translocation channel protein (gene TIM22). Gene Ontology annotation, cellular component: TIM22 mitochondrial import inner membrane insertion complex. Gene Ontology annotation, biological process: protein insertion into mitochondrial inner membrane. Gene Ontology annotation, molecular function: transmembrane protein transporter activity. The coding region runs from base 1 to 567 and encodes 188 amino acids. The transcript has a single exon. NCBI's taxonomy places the organism in Eukaryota, Fungi, Ascomycota, Pichiomycetes, Serinales, Debaryomycetaceae. The record is from RefSeq and is a predicted model, not a curated record.